AUGACCACAGAACAUAGUCUCCUUGGACCUCAGGAGCUUUUGGAUAUAACUCGAGAAAUCUUGGUUGUCAAUUCAAGCAGUGAAGAAGGUUCCGAGAGUUUUCAAAAUAUUGUCAAAAUGGCGAGUCCAGACGGUGUAGAUAAACAAGCGGAAUCGCCGACAGCUAGAUUUACAGCGGUGAAUGGGAGGAAUCAGACCGAAAUCUCGCCUUCGAACAAUGUGAAUGGAAAUAGUAACGGUAUGAAUGUGAAUGGAGUUGCAAGGAGGGGUUCCGAUGAGCGAUCAAAUGGACAACCUCGGAUUUCACCUCCAGGUCACGAGAAAUUGACCAUCACAACCACCCAGGAUCAAGAAUGGCCUUCUUCAACGAAUGGAGAACGUACUCAUUUACCUGAUCGUCAAAUGAACGCCAGCCAAAGUUUAAAUCAUUAUUCCGACGAGAAUUCCCACAAACGUAAAAGAUCAGGUUCAAUUGAUCGAAGUUCUUCAUCAGCAAACUCAUACCACAAUCAUGCCCUACCAAACUCGACGAAAGCAACACCAACCACGGCGACUACCGAAUCUGAUGGAAUGAGAGAUGAUGCAAGCGGUCGAGCAAAAUCUCAACCUCAAGUUGAUUCGAGAGAAACCUAUAGUUCCGAUUCACAGUACAGACAUUUCAUGUCAGCAAAUGAUUCGGCUCGAGACGCGACUCCUAAUGAUAUGUGGCAUUCGCGACACUAUCCUCAGCAUAAUCAAGCUAGUUCCGAUGAGCAUCUUGGAGAGGUAUUACAAAGAGCAUCUCAAAGUUUGGAUGCGCAGCAACAUGAGUACGACCGUCGUACUCUUUCUGGUGAUGAUAGAUAUGCUGAUCCUCAUUCUGCAUACAGUCAAGAGAGGCGGGAAUCAUCUGCACAGUCAGAUCUCAAGAAACGGAAGAGAAAUUUCAGUAAUCGGACUAAGACAGGUUGUAUGACAUGCAGAAGACGAAAGAAGAAAUGCGAUGAGACUAGGCCAGAAUGUAACAAUUGUCUCCGUGGUGGAUUCGUCUGUUCUGGAUAUCAACAACGAGGCCCAUGGCCAAAGUCCGAAACCAAACAAACCCCAGUGCCAUUACAAUCUAAGACGGAGUACGACAGCCCUUCUUCAUAUACACAACCAUCCCCGUAUGGGAAUCAACCUGGAAUACCAGCUCGAAGGGAACCAUUACCUGGAUAUCGUGGCCAGAACUUACGCGUAGAUCCUCAUAGCAGAUCUAUGGCAGAUGGGGAUGAUCAAGCAAGUGUAACGACCUUACCAAGUGCUUCAAUCAUAAGUCCGGAGAAUAAUCGCAUGUCUGCAUCAGGCUAUGGACCUCAACAAACCCCGACUCCUGUGAGCGCAAACAGUGCUCACCCUGAUCGUCAUAAGACUGAUUAUCUACGCGCUGGACCUUACCAUGAUCUUUCCAGACAUGAGCCAAGAUCAGAGCCGGAUAUUGGAACACCAAAUUCUGCUCGUGAACCUACUUCUGCUCUCCCUCAUCCUCUAAAUCACCAGAUCCACCCCCAUAGUCCUCAUAGUAGCGCUCAAGUUGCAGCUCAGUUAGCACUUUCCCAUCCCGCCAUCCGGCAACAAACUCAAAAAGAAGAAAUGUUAGCUGGCCGACAUUACUUCCCAUUCGACAAAGAACUAGUCCUCGAGCGUGAACGCUGUAAUGGAGCUUGCUGGCGUUUCAAUAGUAGCACCAAUCCUAAUAAUGGUGUAUCGCAUGAAGAGCGAGCUCGCCAGUUCCGCGAUAUUCUCCAACCACGCGAACAUGUCAUUUCUCCCACUCAAGCUUCCCCCAUCACUCCCGUCGGCAAAGUUGGCGAUAACGUGGUCGUCGAGGCUCCCUUCACAUGCGAUUAUGGAUAUAAUAUCAGUAUAGGACAAGAUGUAGCCAUAGGAAAGAACUGUACGAUUCUCGACACAUGCGAAGUCAAAAUAGGCGAUCGUUGCAAUAUAGGACCUAAUGUCAACAUUUAUACAGCGACAUUAUAUAUUGAUCCGAAGAGAAGACUAGGAUCCCGAGGACCUACUUUGGGCAAGAAAAUUAUUAUUCAGGAGGAUUGUUGGAUUGGUGGCGGUGUUACUAUCUUACCCGGAAGAAUCAUUGGGAAAGGUAGUACGGUUGGUGCGGGAUCUAUUGUUACGAGAGAUGUUCCGCCGUAUACGGUGGUGUGUGGAAAUCCGGCAAGAGUUAUAAGAGGUCUUUAUCCUCCUCAUGAUUGA
Sclerotinia borealis F-4128 is the source of this 2232-nucleotide messenger RNA. The record is from the annotation of a GenBank genome assembly. NCBI's taxonomy places the organism in Eukaryota, Fungi, Ascomycota, Leotiomycetes, Helotiales, Sclerotiniaceae.